This is a messenger RNA of Aspergillus nidulans FGSC A4, 1515 nucleotides long. RefSeq names its product mannose-1-phosphate guanylyltransferase. The record is from RefSeq and is a predicted model, not a curated record. Gene Ontology annotation, molecular function: transferase activity; mannose-1-phosphate guanylyltransferase (GTP) activity. The transcript has 4 exons. The coding region runs from base 135 to 1454 and encodes 439 amino acids. NCBI's taxonomy places the organism in Eukaryota, Fungi, Ascomycota, Eurotiomycetes, Eurotiales, Aspergillaceae.
CGCAGUACCACUUUGUUUAUUAGCAUCUCAAACCUCUCUUUGUUCUUGCUGUUACUUAAUUUUCAACCGCUCUCUUACCUCGAGUAACUCCUUUCUAGCCUCCACAAUUGCGUACCUCUGCCCCUCCUCCCACCAUGCUUCAGGUACCCGUGCGAGAAUAUAACAGCGUGGCCUCGGGUGUGAGCACGAAGGCUAUAAUCCUGGUUGGUGGUCCCUCCAGAGGAACCCGCUUCAGGCCCCUGUCUCUCGAUGUCCCUAAGCCGCUUUUCGAAGUCGCCGGCCACCCGAUUAUCCACCACUGCCUCAAGGCCCUUGCGAAAGUUCCCGAGCUUCAUGAAGUUAUACUUAUUGGCUACUACGAUGAGACUGUCUUCCGCGACUUCAUCAAGGACUCCGCGAAGGAGUUUCCUCAGUUCCGAAUUUCAUAUCUUCGAGAAUACACAGCGCUAGGAACUGCUGGCGGUCUAUACCAUUUCCGCGACCCUAUCCUCAAGGGCAAGCCGGAGCGCAUCUUCGUGCUGAAUGCGGAUGUCUGCUGCUCAUUCCCGCUUGGCGAGAUGCUAAGACUGUUUGAGGAGAAGGAUGCUGAGGCUGUCAUUUUGGGAACACGAGUCCACAACGACGCAGCUACGAAUUUUGGCUGUAUCGUGUCGGACUCACACACUAAGCGAGUUCUUCACUACGUCGAGAAGCCGGAAUCACAUAUCUCUAACCUCAUCAACUGCGGAGUAUAUCUAUUCGCGACAGAAUGCAUCUUCCCCUCCAUUCGUAGCACGAUCAAACGACGAACAACUCGCCCUCGCCUGCUCUCCUAUCCUUCUUCUGACAACCUGGAAGCGUCAUUUGUCGCCGACGAUGAUUCAGAACGAACCGAGGUCCUGCGUCUCGAGCAGGAUAUCCUCUCCGACCUCGCUGACAGCAACCGUUUCUUUGUUCACGAGACGAAAGAUUUCUGGCGUCAGAUCAAGACCGCUGGAUCCGCCGUUCCGGCCAAUGCUCUCUACCUCCAGAAAGCAUUCCAGGCACAGUCUGAGGAGCUCGCUGCUCCUUCCGCUACCAUCGUUCCUCCCGUCUACAUCCAUCCCACCGCAAGUGUAGAUCCAACGGCAAAGCUCGGUCCUAACGUAUCAAUUGGGCCUCGCGCUAUCGUGGGUGCUGGCGCGCGUGUCAAGGACUCAAUUGUUCUGGAAGAUGCGGAAAUUAAGCACGAUGCAUGCGUCAUGCAUUCGAUAAUUGGCUGGAGCAGCCGAGUCGGCGCCUGGGCUCGUGUGGAGGGGACACCAAUCCCCAUGGGAAGUCACUCCACUAGCAUCAUCAAGAAUGGUGUCAAGGUGCAGAGCAUUACGAUCCUUGGAAAGGAGUGCGGCGUGGGUGACGAAGUACGGGUGCAGAACUGUGUCUGUUUGCCGUAUAAGGAGCUCAAGCGGGAUGUUGCCAACGAGGUCAUCAUGUAAGGCAUUUAGCGUAUUCACUUUCGAUUAUAUUAUAUUAAAUUAAUACUACCGAUCUUCUGAU